Pteropus alecto (black flying fox) is the source of this 1114-nucleotide messenger RNA. RefSeq names its product caseinolytic mitochondrial matrix peptidase proteolytic subunit (gene CLPP). The record is from RefSeq and is a predicted model, not a curated record. The coding region runs from base 109 to 933 and encodes 274 amino acids. Gene Ontology annotation, cellular component: endopeptidase Clp complex. Lineage: Eukaryota; Metazoa; Chordata; Mammalia; Chiroptera; Pteropodidae. Gene Ontology annotation, biological process: protein quality control for misfolded or incompletely synthesized proteins. The transcript has 6 exons. Gene Ontology annotation, molecular function: ATP-dependent peptidase activity; serine-type endopeptidase activity; ATPase binding.
CCCAGCUUCCCGGAAGUGGGCGGGCUGGUGCACACGCGCCGUGGGUGCAAAGCACGCCGGGAGUUGUAGUUCCGUCAUCGGACGGAAGCCGGGCGGACGAGCAGCGGGAUGUGGCCCGGAAUAUUGGUCGGGGGGACCCGGGUGGCGACAGGCAGGUGCCCCGCGUUGGGACCUCGCCUCGCCUCCCGCCUUUCCCCUCAGCGGACGCCCAAGACUGGCCUGGUCCUGCAGCGGAGCCUGCACGCUACGGCGGCCCGCGCCAUCCCGCUCAUUCCCAUCGUGGUGGAGCAGACGGGUCGCGGCGAGCGCGCCUAUGACAUCUACUCGCGGCUGCUGCGGGAACGCAUCGUGUGUGUCAUGGGUCCGAUCGAUGAUGGCGUGGCCAGCCUGGUUAUCGCACAGCUGCUGUUCCUGCAGUCCGAAAGCAACAAGAAGCCCAUCCACAUGUACAUCAACAGCCCUGGUGGCAUGGUGACCUCGGGCCUGGCCAUCUACGACACAAUGCAGUACAUCCUGAACCCCAUUUGCACGUGGUGCGUGGGCCAGGCCGCCAGCAUGGGCUCCCUGCUUCUCGCUGCUGGCACCCCAGGCAUGCGCCACUCGCUCCCCAACUCACGCAUCAUGAUCCACCAGCCGUCCGGGGGUGCCCGGGGCCAAGCCACAGACAUCGCCAUUCAGGCAGAAGAGAUCAUGAAACUCAAGAAGCAGCUCUACAGCAUCUAUGCCAAACACACCAAGCAGAGCCUGCAGGUGAUCGAGUCGGCCAUGGAGAGAGAUCGCUACAUGAGCCCCAUGGAGGCCCAGGAGUUUGGCAUCUUAGACAAGGUUCUGGUGCACCCACCGCAGGACGGUGAGGACGAGCCUGAGCUGGUGCAGAAGGAGCCCGUGGUGACGGCGGCAACGACAGCAGAACCUGCCCCAGCGAGCACCUGACUGCUCCUCACCUUCUGGAAGAAAGUGAGGGGUCAGGUGCAGGGGCUGCAACCCCUCCCCCGCUCACUGCUGAGCCUGGACGGGCCCUCGAGGACCUCUGGAUUUGGGGGUGCCCCUAAGGGCGGGUAUCUUGGAUGCGACACUGUGAUUUUAAAUUAAAUCUUUGUAGUCUUUGCCCCCC